AUGGAAGUCCUUAAAGAGCUUCAUCUGCCGGCGCGAAAUGGUGAUAAAACGACAGUUCCGAUGGAUCCGGUCAAUGGGUACCUGCUAAGGACAGACGUUGACGAGGGCACGGUGCUCGGUACGGCCGGUCCAGACCCAGCGCACGGUGCCAUCGGUGUGGGCGAUGUGGAAGCAUCGGGACCAUUGCUGUUGCGAAAUACCGGCGCCGCUGAUCGAGCCGUACCAGUUCCGGUGGUGGUGAACUUCGGAGGCCCCGGUAUGGCCACCAAAACUAGCACCCUGGCAGCCGUUGAUCGGCAGGGAAGUCGCGGCAGUGGUAGUGGUGGUGGUGCCGGUGGUGUUAGUGGAAAGAACCCGCGUAGUAUCACACCCGGACGAGGUUUGGUGGGAACAAGGCUUUCGGCCAUCUUCGCACGUCCAACCGUGCUCGGUGGCACGAUGCUCGUGGUGGGCAUCCUUAUAGGCAUCCUGUUGGUCUAUCUUAUCGGCCGCUACCGCCAGCUGGAUGGGAAAGCCUGCGGUGGAGAUCCGUUCGCACCGGGAUGCUCCGUGACGGACGAGUCCCGGCGGGAUAGUAACAUUUGCCUGACGGACGAAUGCGUUAGGACAGCUUCAUCGUUACUGGCCGCCAUGGAUCGGACGGCGGAUCCCUGCAAGGACUUUUUCCAGUUCGCGUGCGGCACAUGGAACAAGAUGCACGUGAUACCGGAGGAUCGAAGCAGUAUCAGUACGUUUGAGGUACUUGCAGAUCAGCAGCAGGCGAUACUGAAGGGCGUCUUGGAGGAACCGGUCAACAAGGAGGACAACAGGGCGACAAAGAAGGCGAAGGCAUUCUACAAGAGCUGUAUGAACCUUGAGCAAAUUCGCAUACUGGAUGUGCAGGCACUGCGAAAAUCUUUAAAAAAGUUGGGCGGUUGGCCGGUGAUAGAGAAGAACUGGACCGUACCAAACACCACCAUCGAGCAUCUGCUCGGUAAGCUGACGGGCGAAUACGACGAACCGGGCCUGGUUGAGCUGUACGUCGGUGCGGACGAUAAGAACUCCUCCAUGAACAUCAUACAGGUUGAUCAGCUGCUGUUGGCGUUACCGUCGCGCGAUUACUAUCUGAAGGAGAGCAGCGAGGGCGACAUGAAGGCGUACCACCGGUACAUGACACAGAUCGCGAUCCUGAUGGGUGCGGACAAGGACAAGGCGGCCGAGGAGCUGCAGCGGAUCGUCGAGUUCGAGGUGCGGCUAGCCAACGCGACGUUACCGGAGGCCGAUCGCCACGAUACCAGUGCCAUUUACACGAAGAUCACACUGCCCGAGCUGCAGCGCCGUGUACCGCAGAUCAACUGGAAGCAGUAUCUACAGACCACACUCGGGACGGUCGAGCUGCACCCGAACGAAUCGAUCGUGAGCUACGCGAUGCCUUAUCUGGUGGAGUUGGGCAAGAUACUGCGCGACACCGAUCGGCGAAUUGUGCACAACUACGCCAUCUGGCGGUUGGUGAUGUCGAUCAUGACGCACAUGAUCGAUGACUACCAGAAGGAGCGCGUCGAGUUCCGGCGCAAGCUGCUCGGCAUCCAGUCGGAGCGUAAUCGCUGGUCACAGUGUGUCGAGUGGACGAACAAGAAGCUUGGCAUGGCCGUCGGGGCACUGUUCAUACGGGACAACUUCAACCAGGAAAGCAAGGAGACGGCCCUCACCAUGAUUCACACGAUACGGGAAGCAUUCAAUGAGCUGCUGGCGGAUAUUGACUGGAUGGACGAUGAGACGCGGGCCGUCGCGAAGGAGAAGGCGGACGCGAUGAACGAACGGAUCGGCUAUCCGGACAUUCUGACCAAUGCGGAUGAGUUGGAGAAGGAGUACGUGAACCUUACGAUAAGCGGAGGAUUGUUUUUGGAAAACAUCUUAAGCAUUCUAAAAUGGGAAGCCGAACGGAAUCUGCAGCUGCUGCGCAAACCGGUUGACAAGAACAAAUGGGCUACGGAACCGGCCGUAGUAAACGCGUUCUACAACCCCAACAAGAAUGAUAUUGUAUUCCCGGCCGGUAUACUGCAGCCACUGUUCUACAGCCAAAACUUCCCGAAAUCGCUCAACUACGGUGGCAUUGGUGUGGUGAUUGGGCACGAAAUAACGCACGGUUUCGACGACAAGGGCCGCCAGUUCGACAAGGACGGUAACAUGAUGCAAUGGUGGAACAAUGCCACCAUAAAGACAUUCCGCGAGCGCGCCCAAUGCAUCAUCGAUCAGUAUUCGCGCUACAAAAUCGACGAGGUAGGCCUGUACAUGGACGGGCGGAUGACGCAGGGCGAAAACAUCGCCGACAACGGAGGGCUCAAGCAGUCGUACCGGGCGUACCGCAAGUGGGUGAGCCAGCACGGGUCGGAACCGGAUCUGCCGGGGUUGAACAUGACCCACGAUCAGCUGUUCUUUCUCAACUACGCCCAGAUCUGGUGCGGUUCGAUGCGGCCCGAAGACGCACUGACCAAGAUCCGGUCGUCGGUCCACUCGCCCGGCAUUAUACGCGUCAUUGGGCCGCUCUCGAAUUCGCGCGACUUUGCCGAAGCGUACCGGUGUCCGCUCGGUUCGCCGAUGAAUCCUGUUAGUAAAUGUAGUGUGUGGUAAGGCAAAAGCUGGUCUUUAGAUGUAGCGUUUUUUUUAAAUCUGUAAUAACAUUAACGAUAAUUAUUAUUGCUAUUCUUAUGAUUGCUGUAACUACUAUGAUUUCGUACAAAGGCACAUAUCAACAGUUGAAUAGUUGAGCUAUGUU
This is a messenger RNA of Anopheles marshallii, 2755 nucleotides long. RefSeq names its product neprilysin-1-like. Gene Ontology annotation, cellular component: plasma membrane. Gene Ontology annotation, molecular function: metalloendopeptidase activity. Gene Ontology annotation, biological process: protein processing. The coding region runs from base 1 to 2610 and encodes 869 amino acids. The transcript has 9 exons. The record is from RefSeq and is a predicted model, not a curated record. Lineage: Eukaryota; Metazoa; Arthropoda; Insecta; Diptera; Culicidae.